Messenger RNA from Aaosphaeria arxii CBS 175.79, 1533 nucleotides. RefSeq lists its product as uncharacterized. The transcript has 2 exons. NCBI's taxonomy places the organism in Eukaryota, Fungi, Ascomycota, Dothideomycetes, Pleosporales. Gene Ontology annotation, biological process: cell division. The record is from RefSeq and is a predicted model, not a curated record. Gene Ontology annotation, cellular component: plasma membrane. Bases 1 to 1533 code for a protein of 510 amino acids.
AUGAGCAGCCAAAGCGACCCCCGUCUCCUCUACUCGAUCGGAGGCAUCAGAGCCUACCAUAUUCAGCAGGGCGAGGAAUCCUCCCUCACGCCAUCUGGCGGACAAACACUGUCGUUGUUGAUGGUCCCUACCAAUUCGCCUUUCGCUGGCCUGAGCAACGCACAGGGUCAGAAUGAAGCUCCGGAAGAGGACUUCUAUCUACACUUGAAUCUUCCUCCUGAGCUUGACCUCCCUCUCCCCGCGACCACCCAGAUCUACCACCAGCCUCCGCGAAGCUAUUUAAUUCCAAGAUGGGACCUCGGUCCUGAGAGCGGAGCGUUCACAAGGAUCGAGUUCCCACCGCUGGGCAAAGGUUCUGGUUCCGUCACCCAAGAGGACGUUGACACAUUCGAGACUAUUCUCGCACAGUGCACGGCGUUCUUGGAACGCGCACAGGCACCUGUACCGUCCAAGGGCGCACCCAAAGCAUAUAACCCCGCCGAUUAUGCCCCAGGAGAGGGCUACAUUGGCAAUGACAGAGGAGGCGAGAUUGUAUUGAUCGACGAGGACAACGGGAGUGUCGUGGGUGAACUGGCAGAAGGAGCUUUGAUUGUCGAGGACCCCAAGAUCAAACACGGCUCGAAAGGCCAAGAUCCCGUGGAGAUUGUCGUAUCCCCCGACGGCAAGCGGAUCGAUAUCAAGCCCAUGGACGAGGACUACCUGUCAAUGGCCCGCCACCCUGCAUACAAGGAGUCAGGCCUGGUUCAGAAUGCCGCGGCCGCCUCCCGACUCAUCGUGACCGGGUCCAGCUACCUCAGCAACCUGAUGGUCUCUGGAGCAGAGGGUUUCAUGAAUAAGACCAAGCCGAACGAGAAGCCCAUGGUGUUCCAGGCGACCACCCACGAGCGCGUCCGCAAGAUCAACAACUUCACCUAUGGCGUCGCUGGGUUCUCCGCCAAAACGGUCGGACAGGUGACCAAGUACGCACAAAACAUCGGCGCAGGCAUGGCGGGGAAGAAAGCGAAGCAUUCCAAGAGUAUGAACCCGGACGGCACUCCCAAUACCACGUACAAGCCUGGUCUCCUGAACAAGUCGAUGAUAGCGUUCUCGACUGUCGCGGACGGCAUCGCGCAUUCGGGAAAGACGCUACUGACGCACGGCGGCGCCGCGGCGUCUGCCGCUGUUGGACACAGAUACGGAUCCGAAGCUGGUAGCAUCGCUGGCGACCUCGCAGGGGGUGUCAAGAACGUCGGACUCGUCUAUAUUGAUGUUACCGGCGUAUCCAGGCGGGCUGUCAUCAAAUCAGUCGCUAAGGGCAUGGUCGUCGGAAGAGUCAAGGGUGGAGGCCAAGUCGUCGUUGGCGGAGGGGAUGGUGGCGAGAUUCCCGCCGAGUUCAAGAAGAACGGCGAGUCGAACACUGGUGUCCCGUCGAAUCAAACUCCCGGCGUUGCUGGUCAGAUUGGGUAUGGCAAUGCCGCACCCCCAAGCUAUAAGUCUGGUGUUGGAGAGUCAAUCCAAGGCCAGCCCGCCUACUACCCGCCAGAGAAGCGAUAA